AUGGUUUUUUGUAUAUCAGAAGAAUUUUGGAAAAAUGAUUUUGGUGAUGCUGAUUGUCUUGAUCGGUCUGAUGAAUUUGCUAAUGUUUUAUAUCCAAAUAAUUGUUAUCGAGAUCCAACAUUUCGUUGUGAAGAACAUUUAUGUCGAACAAAUUGGUUUGAUUUUUCAUGUGGAGAUGGACAAUGUAUACAAACGUUUGAUAAAUGUCAUAAUAGACAUCAUCUUUUAUUAAUACAAUUAAUAUCAAAUCAAGGUUAUUUAUCAAAUAAUUGUUUAAUAGCAAUGAUGUGUUUUAUUCAAGUAAUUGAAGAAAUUCAUGAAAUAUUAUCUGAAACAUUAUUUUUAAACAAUUUAAUUAAUGAUUUUAUUAAGAAUUGUGAUUCUAUAUUUCAAUUUCCAAUAAAUCCAAUAUAUAUGAAUCAUAUUCAUCUUUUAUAUGGGUGGGUGUGGUCCGACGAAAUAAAUCACAUUCAGGCAGAUACAGCGCAUAAAAAGCUUUUCAAGUGGUUCUUUGGUCAAGAUUUACCUCCUGAAUUUAUUGCUGGUGGGUUUGCAUAUCAAAAUGGUCAAUGGAAAUACAAUGCGCUCGUAUUUAAUACUAAACAAGAUAUCUAUCAUAAUAAUAAGAAAGAAAUGCCUCUUACUGAGAAACAACUGCUUGGUGGUGCUUUGUCACGACUUUACAUCAAUCAUCGAUGGCAACAAGAUCCAAAUAUUUCCGUACGAGAAAUUUUUUCGUCAAAUGAAGGAUGGCAGCUAUUCGAAUCAGUGAAUACUGUUGUUAACCCGAAUCGUGUUGACAAAGUAAAUAAAUAUGGUCGCGUAGCAACUAUUGGAGUAACCGGCAAAUAUUAUUGUGGUGACUACCUUGAUGUCAUCCGUUGCUGUUGUUGCGAUGGUAGAUGCGGUCCAGGUAAUGGAUGCAAUUGCUCUGGUUGUAUGGAACUUGACAUUGAAAAUCGCAGACUACCGAAAGGGGCAUUGGUCAAUCGAGAUGGUGCACCGGCAAGUCGCAGUCGAAUAGAUGGAAAAACAUUCUAUUGUGGUCGUCCCGUAUUGACACGAACGAAUUAUUGUGAUGGAUACUGUGGACCUAACAAUGGACCUCAAUGCUAUGCUUGCCAAGCACUAAAUGAACAAACGCCACGCUAUAAAACAUUAUUAAAUGAAUACGACUAUACAUAG
This is a messenger RNA of Rotaria sp. Silwood2, 1185 nucleotides long. The record is from the annotation of a GenBank genome assembly. NCBI's taxonomy places the organism in Eukaryota, Metazoa, Rotifera, Eurotatoria, Philodinida, Philodinidae.